This is a messenger RNA of Carica papaya (papaya), 249 nucleotides long. It is a transcript of the gene SMP1, whose product is annotated as seed maturation protein. The record is from RefSeq and is a predicted model, not a curated record. NCBI's taxonomy places the organism in Eukaryota, Viridiplantae, Streptophyta, Magnoliopsida, Brassicales, Caricaceae. Gene Ontology annotation, biological process: seed dormancy process.
AUGGCGACGAGCAAAGAUGAUAUAAAGUAUGGAACAGCACAGGCAAAAGUCUCAGAAGAUGAAAGCUUGAGAGUUAGAUAUAAGCAUGGAACACCUCUUGAAGGUGGCAAGAUUGCAGAUUCUGAACCUGUUCAUCUCUUCUCCAGUGCUGAAAAUAUUGCUAAGUCCACUCAGCAGCAGCAGAACACUUCAUCUGAUUCUUCUGCUAAUGAUAAUCCUCCCGGUCACCUGCACCGUGAUGAUAAAUAA